This is a messenger RNA of Etheostoma cragini (Arkansas darter), 2310 nucleotides long. RefSeq names its product H6 family homeobox 3a (gene hmx3a). Lineage: Eukaryota; Metazoa; Chordata; Actinopteri; Perciformes; Percidae. The transcript is spliced from 2 exons. The coding region runs from base 436 to 1347 and encodes 303 amino acids. The record is from RefSeq and is a predicted model, not a curated record. Gene Ontology annotation, cellular component: nucleus. Gene Ontology annotation, molecular function: DNA-binding transcription factor activity, RNA polymerase II-specific; RNA polymerase II transcription regulatory region sequence-specific DNA binding. Gene Ontology annotation, biological process: regulation of transcription by RNA polymerase II.
CUCUCUCUCUCUCUCUCUCUCUCCCCUCGCCGUCUCUCCCUUAAUCCCAUUUGCCAUUGAACAUGCCCAAUCGCCUAUACUUUCCGCAUUUAACUUGGAUGACAUUUUUAUUUCAUCAUUAGCAUCAGACGCCAGACUGACUGACACGGUGGACACAGUUUGCGUUUUGACGAAGACCCCGGAAUAAGACAUCUCCAUGUUCAUACGUGUUUUUUUUAUUGCUCAAACGUUUAGUUUUAUUAUUUUUCUAUCUUAGAAGAACGCGUGUUUUGACGCGCUCUCCGGGUGUGAAACAGAGUCUUCGCGUUAAAUCACUGAGAGAUAAAACGGGGAUUCCUCGCAGCCAGGAUAUCGACUGCCUGUAAGUCAGCCUUGCUUCCCCCCCUCUUUUAAUUCCUGCUUCCGUGGUCCUCUGCGUUCAGACCACAAUCAGCGAUGCCAGAGACAACGCAAGAAACGUGCGCUUCGGCCAAGGACUCUCCUUUUUUCAUUAAGAACCUGCUGAACUGUGAUAGCAAACCGUCCAAACCCAAACCCGUGCUGGCGUCCACCAAGGCGGCCUUGGAGGGAGGAUUUUCCCUUUCCCAUGUCGGGGACUUCAACUUCCCACGCUUUGACCUGCCCGCACAAAGGUUCAGUCUACCGGCUCACUACUUUGAGCGCACCUCGGCGUGGUGGUACCCCUACGCCCUCAGCUCAUCCGUCCACCUACACAGAACCGAAGUCACAGACAAACUACGAGCUAGAGACUCCUCUCCAACCUCGGGCACGGACAGAGACUCGCCGGACCUGGUUCUCAAAUCCGAGCCAGACGUCAAAGACGAAGACGAAGACGAUGAGCACAACAACAACAAAAGUGGCGACGAGAUAAUCCUGGAGGAGAGCGACACGGAAGAAGUAAAAAAAGACGAGCUGGGAGAGUGGAAGAAGAGCGACGACGACAAGAAGCCGUGCCGCAAGAAGAAGACGCGCACGGUUUUCUCCCGGAGCCAGGUGUUCCAGCUGGAGUCCACCUUCGACAUGAAGCGGUACCUCAGCAGUUCGGAGCGGGCUGGCCUGGCCGCGUCUCUCCACCUGACGGAGACGCAGGUGAAGAUCUGGUUCCAGAACAGGAGAAACAAGUGGAAGAGGCAGCUGGCUGCGGAGCUGGAGGCCGCCAACCUGAGCCACGCCGCGGCGCAGAGGAUAGUCCGGGUGCCCAUCCUCUACCACGAGAACUCGGCCUCGGAGAGCGGAGGCGCCGGUGCCAACGUGCCCGUGAGCCAGCCGCUGCUCACCUUCCCGCACCCGGGCGUCUACUACUCCCAUCCAAUCGUCACAUCCGUGCCGCUACUCAGACCCGUUUGAAAAUAGCUGAGUUUUCGGCACAACUUUGUGUCGAUUUCAAAAUCAUCCGAAAAGUAAAAAAAAAAAGAAGAAAAAAAAAGACUAUUUUUGUACAACUGACUGAAUGAAGAAAAAAAGAGACACACUGUCAGGCCCACACGGAACUAUUUUGGCAAAUAUAAUGUGUCAUUUUCCAUAAGGGUGCUGUUUACAUGUGAUCCGACAAUUCAAAUCCCAUGUUUUAUAUUAUUAUUAUUAUUAUUAUUAUUAUUAUUAUUAUUAUUAUUAUUAUUAUUAUUAGCUGCCUAUUAAUUCUAUAGGCCUAAAUAAUUAUCACCUCAGGAGUCCACCUGCUUACACUGCCUGAUGUCUUUUAUUUUUCCAUACACCAUGAUCUGCAGGCCAAACAACUUUUUUUAUUUUUAUUUUUUAACCUUGUUUACAAAAAUUGGAGGCCUAAAGGCGCGGGCGUGCUUAUUAUCUGACAAAAUUAUUUGAUUUUAUUUAGGGUACAUUUCCAGAAAUCCUUACAAGAUGAUGUGCAAUACGCUGACGGUGUGCUUUGAACUAAUGACUCCACCAACCGGUAAACACGUUUGUCAUCUAUUCCCGCAGGUAUAUUGAUAAGGCUUUGUUGGGUUUCUUUUUGUUUGCUUUUUAAAGCGCUUGACGAGGGACAAUCAAGACAGUCACCUGUAAAAUACCCAUGUAGCUUUAUGUUUAGUUUUAGUGAUUCUUACUCUUGUUUCCUCUACAUGGACACGUCUUUCAAGCACAAGUGUGAGCUCCCAAUGUCUCUUAGUCUACUUUGUGUUUUUGAACAGGAGCGGCAAAAAUAUCGACACUGGUGUAUAAAAUAUGUAAAUGUAUAUAUUUAAUGAGAAACGGAGAGAGGAGCUGCCACUUCUCCUUUGUACAGUAAAAACAACGUUUUGAUAUUGUAUUGCUGAACUAUGUUGUGAAAUAAAUGGAUAACAUUCCUUA